AUGGCAAGUGGAGCUCCAGGAGGUAAUUUUAGAACUUGGACACCAACACCACCAGAAAGAGGAUCAUUCCCACUAGAUCAUGAUGGAGAGUGUAAAGAUCAAAUGUUAGCUUAUUUGAAAUGUAUGAAAUUUACAGAGAAUAAAAAUGCCCCCAAUUGUAGGAUAUUAGCUAAGAAUUAUUUGAAAUGUAGAAUGGAUAAUCAGUUAAUGGAAAAAUCUGAAUGGGAUACUUUGGGAUUGGUGAAUUUGCCUGGUGAUAAGGAAACUAAAGUUAAACAUAAAGAUGAUGUACAGAAGGAGACUGUCGAGAAGAAGCAAUGA
Lodderomyces jiufengensis is the source of this 321-nucleotide messenger RNA. It is a transcript of the gene COX19, whose product is annotated as Cox19p. Gene Ontology annotation, cellular component: mitochondrial intermembrane space. Lineage: Eukaryota; Fungi; Ascomycota; Pichiomycetes; Serinales; Debaryomycetaceae. The coding region runs from base 1 to 321 and encodes 106 amino acids. The record is from RefSeq and is a predicted model, not a curated record. Gene Ontology annotation, biological process: mitochondrial respiratory chain complex IV assembly. The transcript is spliced from 2 exons.